CCCACCCCCAGCUCAGCCAACAAGUGCCUGCUGAAGGUGGCGGCGUACGCGGCGCAGCUCGAGCAGUUCCCGCGCGCCAUCGACAUCUACGAGCAGGUCGGGCCUUCCUCCCCUCCCCUCCUCCUCCUCCUCUUCUCAGGAAUGGAGCAUUUCUUCAGGGCCGCCCUCUGCCACUUCUGCAUAGACAUGCUCAACGCAAAGCUGGCGCUGCAGCGUUACGAGGAAAUGUUCCCGGCCUUCUCCGACUGCCGCGAGUGCAAACUGCUCAAGAAGCUGCUGGAGGCUCACGAGGAGCAGAACGUGGACGCCUUCACCGACGCCGUACGUGCCGAAAACCUCCCAAAAUCACCCCAAAAUCACCCCAAAAAUCACCCCAAAAUCACCCCAAAUUCACCC
This is a messenger RNA of Onychostruthus taczanowskii (white-rumped snowfinch), 396 nucleotides long. RefSeq names its product alpha-soluble NSF attachment protein-like. Gene Ontology annotation, cellular component: synaptobrevin 2-SNAP-25-syntaxin-1a complex; terminal bouton; vacuolar membrane. NCBI's taxonomy places the organism in Eukaryota, Metazoa, Chordata, Aves, Passeriformes, Passeridae. Gene Ontology annotation, molecular function: syntaxin binding; soluble NSF attachment protein activity. The record is from RefSeq and is a predicted model, not a curated record. The annotation marks the transcript as partial. The transcript is spliced from 4 exons. Gene Ontology annotation, biological process: synaptic transmission, glutamatergic; intracellular protein transport; regulation of synaptic vesicle priming.